This is a messenger RNA of Theileria equi strain WA, 810 nucleotides long. RefSeq lists its product as hypothetical. Lineage: Eukaryota; Apicomplexa; Aconoidasida; Piroplasmida; Theileriidae. The record is from RefSeq and is a predicted model, not a curated record. Bases 60 to 800 code for a protein of 246 amino acids. The transcript has a single exon.
GUACUUCAUAAACAUGUGUAAUAUAAUUUCAUAUAAACGUAAGAUGCAACAUUUAAAACAUGAGUGAUAGCGGUAGUGAUAACUAUGUGAAUGUUUAUCUUAAAACGUGUCAAAAGCACGAUGCACUUGGGAACUCUAUCCUUACGUCUAAUUCGCAAAAUGAUAGCAUAUCACACCUAGGAAAGUUAAAAAACGAUAUAGCUUCUCAGACAGAUCAAAUCGAGACUUACUUAAGCAAAGGAAAUCUCACGAGUCAGGAAUGGCAAAAGGUAAUUGACCUCAAAAGUCGUACAAAACACAAAUUGGAGUUUGCAAACAACCUUAUAACCGAACUGUUAAAACGAGAUUUAGCAAAUCUUGACAAAACUAAAAAUGUGCAGAUCCAGCGCCUGAGAAGAAUAUAUGACCAACAUACCCGUGAAUUCAAUAAUAUUUGCAAGCAGGUGGAAACUGGCUACCAGAGCUUUAUGCUAUUUGAUUCGGGUCAAAAUGAAGGUACUCAAGGCAGUAAAGGUGUUUCCAUAGUGGACUCCGGAAAAGCCAUAGUUGAGGCUAUAAUCGAUAUAGAAUCGCUAACUGAGCAGGCUAGUCUAAACCUUGAUAUGUUAAAGAAGGGAAACAAAAGAAUGGGUAAGAUAUAUAGUAAAUUAAAUACCAUGGUCGACAAACACUUGUUCAAUAUCCAUAAACUGCAAAAGAACAUACGUUAUGUAAUGAUAAAAAACAGAAGUAUCGUAUCUAUCGUAAUAGGAAUUUUUAUCUUUAUUGUACUGUACAAAAUAACAAACGGCUUCUUUUAGUCGUUAUUAA